UGUCUGUCUGUCCGUCCGUCCGUGCAACGGAUAACUUGAGUAAAAAUUAAGAUAUCUUAAUGAAACUUGAAACACAUGUUCCGUGAGAGGGUUGUUUUCAAAAAUGGGCAAAAUCGACAGUACGCCCACAAAAUGGCGAAAACCGAAAACAUUACUUAAGCGGGGAUCACUGUAUAAAAAAACCUAUUUGAGACGUUGCCACGUCUAUUUCCAAAAAAAUUACAUCCAAAUAUACCCCUGCCUAAUCCGAUAGUUUGUACCAAAUUUCACUUUUAUAACUUUAUGUAUGGCUUAGUUAUGGCACUUUAUGUGUUUACGCCAAUUUGUUGGCGUGGCAGUGGACUGAUUUCGCCCAUUCAACACGUCUCGUAAUCCUGAUCAUUUUGAUAUACAAAACCCUAUAUCUAACUCGUUUUGUUUUAUAAUUUACAAACAACCGUUAUGUGAGCAAAACUAUGAUCUAAACUCUCUUAGCAACUUUUGUUGCGAGGGUAUACAAAUUGCCCACAGGCUACUAAUGUUAAGCUAUGCAAGCCCAAUCCGAUAGGUCUUGUUUUAACACGAAGUAGGAAAAUCUUAUACUGGAUUGCAUAGCUCUCUGCAGCGAUUCCGCUACAACACCUCCACAUAGCAUUUGUUUUUCCACACUGUUGUACACUUGUGAAUCACAAGUUGCGAUAUUCAAGUUUUCGCCCACAAUCUGGUAAAUAAAGCACUCAAGGCUUUUGUAUGCUCACUCAAUGAAAAUGGAAAACGAGUGGCAAAAAACAUGUUGAAUUUGCCUACUCCACCACCAAAACAACACUGUGGUAAGUUUGGCUUGACUUAACUAGAAUACUGGAUGCUGCAUACAGAUGUGGUCUUGUGCCAACAGUUUGUUCCUGUUUCUGAAGACAUUCGUGCGAGUGAAUGCGGAUAAUGCUUUAGUGGAACCAAAAAAGGUUAACCAGUGCAUGCACAAAUGGAGGUGUGAAAAGUCAGUGUUGCUCAUAAAAAGUUAACAGCCAAAAAGCGGAAGCCACUCAAGCAUUUAAUGUCGUAUGUCAAAGUUUAAAAACACCCCAUCUACACAGAUGGAUCAACAAAGGUAUUACUUCGUCUUAACGCCGGAUAUACAAGCAAUAAAGUGGCUACUAUUUUGUGAAAAAAUUUAAUGGCCCUGAAGUGAGAAGGCGUAAAACACAAGCUUGGUGAAAUAAAAUGAAAGUGUUGAUCAAAAGCAUAAAAGGAAUUGUGUAAUAAAGGGCAAAUCCUUUCGAAAACCUGUAAUUUAUAGAAUUACAUACAUAUGUAUAUAUGUGAAUACUUAUAUACAAACAUAAACAAACAUAAAUUUAUAUGUGUGCCAAUAGUUCAAUGAAGAUAAAUACAUAUGGUUUUCUGAGACAUAUUGUUCAUAACUAAUUCCGCUCAUCAAGUUCAUCAGAUAUUCUUACGGCCGUUAAUAUAAAAAAAUGCUUAACAUCGCUACUAAUAAAGAGAAGUGUUAAGAGUUUUCCUCUGACAGACUAAAGAAUUGUAAUUAGUAGAUUAUUUUAAAGACGUUCUAAGAAGUAAUAGUUAAAAGAAUAAUAAUAUAUAUAAACAUAAAAACAAAAUUAUUUGGAUACAGUGCCCGAAAAUAAAUAUAUGUAUAAAAGUUAUGCCAAGUGAGGAAUAAUGGAAUUACGGUGGAAAUCAAGGAAUGAAAUAUUGUUUAAUGCAGUGCAAGAGAAAUCAUACGCGGGACCGAGGACGUAAAAUGAAAAGACAGUCGACAGCGGUAUCGUUUCCGUACAUAACAAAGAGAGAAAGUGAAAAGAAUGAAGCAUAUAUUGGAUUACUGCGCCUUGCGACUUAUGUCUUUAACAAUAUUCAUGACGAUCAUUGGUUCGCAAAAUCAAAUGUUAUUAACGUUAGCAUCGCCUUUGAUAAACACUAGAGUUAAUAUUGACUAUAACUCCACAGCAAUGGAGACAAUCGGCUCAACAUUAUCUUUAUCAUCAGCAUCUUUAGGCGCAGGAACUGAUGUAACAGUGCCAACAACUUUCACUGCAUCAUGGCUUUAUAGCAAUUCACAUAAGACGCUCAUUAGUAGGAAUGCCAUAACAAAAGAUGUAAUAGAUCCGGACAAAACUAGCACAAGUCCGAUUGGCAGCACGACCUCGAAUUCUAAUGGUUCAUGGAUGAAUACAUCAUCCUCAACAAAAUUAAAUUCAUUUACAAGCACCAGCAAGCUACCUUACGAUUACACACUAACCAAGAAAUGGAUUGGUUCUGAAGAGGCUGUUAGCUUUCACGCUUCGUCUCCCAUAGUCCAAGCAACAUCGAUAGCGGCUACACCUGCGGAUAGGGCGAGGACAUUUCGCAACAAACAUCAUCAUGAACAUCAUUGGGGUCCAUUUUUUGAAGAGCCCCUCAAUUCAACAACGGCAGGAGAAAAUUCAUUAUCUACUGCACAUCUAUAUACAGAAGCCGUGCUUAAUUGCAGAGUGGGGAUGCUCAAAGACAAAACGGUUAUGUGGGUCAGACGAACAACAGAAAAGGUCUCAUUAUUAACUGUUGGAAAUAUAACGUAUAGCGGAGACCCACGAAUUCGCGUCAAGUUUCAAUAUCCAAACAAUUGGCGACUGCUCAUUAAUCCGACACAUAGGGAGGAUGCCGGCGUCUAUAUGUGUCAAGUGUCCACGCAUCCACCGCGAGUUUUUACAACAAAUCUAACCAUAUUAGAACCUCCAUUACGUUUAAUAGAUGAUCAGGAGCGAGAAGUAAGCGAUCGAUAUUACAAAACUGGGAGCACCAUUGACCUUUACUGCCAAGUAUCAAGAAGUUUUCUAAUAAAGGAGAAUCUAAAAAUUGCAAAAUCUUUACAACCUUAUGAGCAAAAUCAAACAAAAGGAAACCCAAAUAAAAGUCAAAUAGGAGCCAAUCGAUUGGGUUCCGGAUACAAUGAAUUAGUGUCGAGCAACAAUCAUAGUAAUGCCAAGAUGUCAGGCCUCGCCUUGGAAAAACAAUUCAGCAGCAUGAUUUUUUGGACAAAGAAUGACGAAAUGUUGCCAUUUACCGCUAUCAAACGAUCAAGCACCUCAGAGAAAUGGCUUAUUAGUCGUAUUUCAAUACCAGACGCCAAACUCAUUGAUAGUGGGAACUAUUCCUGUUCUAUUGGGAAGCUCUUCACUGCAAUAGUUCAGGUGCAAGUGCUGACAGGAGAAUUGCCAGCUGCCGUACAGCAUAACACCGCCUCGAAGUUAUUGUCUCGUUUCCCAGUGUCUAUGCUUUCGAAUUGGCUAUUUUGUAUAUUAUUAUUGUUGCCUUCAAUAUUACUCCGCGAAACAUAUCGCCUUCCACUUGAAAUGGCUUAAAAAGCACAUAUUAAAUUGCACCCAUGUACAUACAAAUAUAUAUUUAUACAUACAUAUGUACAUAUGUAGAUAUGUAGAUAUAUAAGUUCAAUUGUUUCAAAAUACGUUAACAAUUAACACAAUUUAGACACGACUUUUAAUACCUUACGACUUGCGAUAACUUUAAACAUACAUAGGUACAUGCAUAUUUGUAGUUAAUUGAAUAACAUUUGUUAAUGUGUACAUGGAAAUAAUGAAUAGGACAAUUCUCCACAAUUCGUAACUGAAUCAAAAUGAUGGAAAUGGCUGUAAGCUCCUUUUGACUGCACCCAAUCUAAGGCAAAAAAAAAUAUGUAUAACAAGCCUUAGACUGCACACACGCAUGUGAGUUUGUCUCACUAUUUGUCCAUUGGAAGGACAAUUGUGCAGGGUAAUUAAGUAAUCUUAUUUAGUAAUCUAAGCUGCAUACAUACAUAUAUAUAUAUAUAAAUUGUACGCAUUCAAAUAUAUCUAUUUACAUGUAAGAUGUAAUGUAUAUCUUAAGAGAUUGUACAAUAUUAAAAUAAAACAGUCGCACGCUAAUUCGCAUCCAUAAAUUAUAUUUUGAAAGUCAAGGGUUCGCCAAUUUGGAAUGUAAUCAAUUGAUUAAAUGUGCUGUAAGAGAAACCAAAUAAUCCAAACUUUAAUAAUCUAAGGACAGUGGAUCAGCCGUCAUAAAGUAUUUGGAAGAGUUGAAGCUUACUUACUCAAUUCCCGUUUAACAGUUAUAUGAAUAAAUGCACAUAAGAAUGUAUCUUGACGUAUCGGUGUAUUGCAUAUCUCGAAAAAAUGUGAUGGGUCGAAUUACUUUUCGUCGAAAAAAUACACAAUAAAUAAAACU
Zeugodacus cucurbitae (melon fly) is the source of this 4200-nucleotide messenger RNA. RefSeq lists its product as uncharacterized. Gene Ontology annotation, cellular component: neuron projection membrane. Bases 1803 to 3341 code for a protein of 512 amino acids. NCBI's taxonomy places the organism in Eukaryota, Metazoa, Arthropoda, Insecta, Diptera, Tephritidae. The transcript has 8 exons. The record is from RefSeq and is a predicted model, not a curated record. Gene Ontology annotation, biological process: synapse organization.